AUGCACACCUUCAACUUCCUGUGCGCCUUUGGCCUCCUGGCUGCUCUUCAGGUGACCUGGGCAGAGGAUGUGGAGACUUUGGCAGUAAGCACAGUCCUGGUGUCCUCGUCAGACCAGAGUGAGAUCGUGAACAAGCACAAUGCCCUGAGGAGAAAUGUUCAGCCCUCUGCCAGCAACAUGCUGAAAAUGAGCUGGAACAGCGAGGCUGCAGCCAACGCUCAGAGAUGGGCCAACACCUGCUCCAUGAAUCACAGCCCUCCCAGCUCCAGAAAAAUCAGCACCAGUGGCUGUGGAGAGAACCUGUACAUGUCCAGCUACAAGAGCACGUGGAGCGACGCCAUCCAGUCCUGGUACGAUGAGGUGAAGGACUGGCGCUACGGAGUGGGAGCCAUCAACGGAGGAGUGAUCGGACAUUACACACAGGUUGUGUGGUACAGGUCCAACCAGGUCGGCUGCGCUGUGGCAUACUGCCCCAACUCUGCAUACAAAUACUUCUAUGUCUGCCAGUACUGCCCACCUGGAAACUACCAGUACGCUCGUCCCUACAAAUCAGGACCCUCCUGCGGUGACUGCCCCAACGCCUGCGACAACAAACUGUGCACCAACCCCUGUCCCUACUCUGAUCAGUACAGUAACUGCCCUGACCUGAAGCAGCAGUGGGGCUGCAGCAACAAGGACGUGGCCUCUUGGUGCGCCGCCUCCUGCAAGUGCACCACACAAAUUAUUUAA
This is a messenger RNA of Paralichthys olivaceus (Japanese flounder), 729 nucleotides long. Its product is annotated as cysteine-rich venom protein ophanin-like. The record is from RefSeq and is a predicted model, not a curated record. NCBI's taxonomy places the organism in Eukaryota, Metazoa, Chordata, Actinopteri, Pleuronectiformes, Paralichthyidae. Gene Ontology annotation, cellular component: extracellular region.